AUGACGGAAAGCACUGACGCCCCCGCGGCCGCGGCGCCCGAGAAGACCCCCACCGAGAACGGAACCACCGACACCCCGCCGGAGGAGACCCCGGAGAAGGCUACCGAAGAAAAAGAAAAGGAGACACCCCCGCCGAAGGAGAUGCGCGCUGUCGUACUCACCGGCUUCGGUGGACUUAAAACGGUCAAGAUAUUAAAGAAACCCGAGCCUACGGCGGCCGAGGGAGAGGUCCUUAUCCGCGUUAAGGCAUGCGGCCUGAACUUCCAAGACCUGAUCGUACGUCAGGGAGCCAUUGAUUCUCCACCCAAGACGCCGUUCAUCCUCGGCUUUGAGUGCGCUGGAGAGAUCGAACAAGUUGGAGAAGGAGUCACCGAUUUUAAGGUCGGAGAUCAAGUGGUAGCUCUGCCAGAGUACAAGGCGUGGGCGGAGCUGGUUGCUGUACCCGCUCAGUAUGUGUACGUGUUACCGGAGGGUAUGUCAGCCCUGGACGCGGUGGCCAUCACCACCAACUACGUGGUCGCCUACCUCCUGCUCUUCGAAAUGGCCAAUCUGACUCCCGGGAAGAGCCUGCUCGUUCAUUCCGCUGGCGGCGGCGUUGGCCAAGCGGUGGCUCAGUUGGCGAAGACGGUUGAGAACGUGACCGUAUACGGCGUCUGCUCCAAGAGCAAGCACGAGGCUCUCAAGGCCAACAACAAUAAUAUCGACCACCUGCUGGAGAGAGGCAGCGACUACACCAGCGAAGUCAGGAAGUCUUCCCCCGAUGGCGUGGACAUUGUUCUCGAUUGUCUGUGCGGCGAGGAGUGCAACCGCGGCUACUCCCUGCUCAAGCCGAUGGGACGCUACAUUCUUUAUGGAUCAUCGAACAUCGUGACCGGCGAGACUAAAAGCUUCUUCAGCGCGGCGCGUGCUUGGUGGCAGGUAGACAAGGUGUCUCCGAUCAAGUUGUUCGAUGAGAACAAGAGCCUCGCGGGUUUGAACCUGCGACACCUGCUGUUCCAGCACGGAAGAGGCGACACUGUACGUCGCGCCGUCGACAGAGUGUUCUCGCUGUGGAAACAGGGACAGGUCAAGCCGCUGGUCGACUCCACCUGGGCUCUGGAAGACGUCGGUGAGGCGAUGCAGAAGAUGCACGACCGUAAGAACAUCGGCAAGCUAGUUCUGGAUCCGUCUUUGGAACCAAAACCUAAACCGGCUACACCGGCUAAGGGGAAAUCCGGCAAAGAGAAGAAACCGGCUAAGGAGAGCUCUGAGGAGAAGAAGGAGAAGGAGACGAAGGAAGAAGAGAAGAAGAACGAAAACGGUGAGAAGAACGGUGAGGACAUCACUAACGGUAGUGACGAAGGUCAGUCUCGAUACAACUAUGACCAGGCAUGCGAUAAGUAG
Molecule: messenger RNA, 1383 nt
Organism: Danaus chrysippus (African queen)
Lineage: Eukaryota; Metazoa; Arthropoda; Insecta; Lepidoptera; Nymphalidae
Source: the annotation of a GenBank genome assembly